AUGGUGCGGAGCGUCAAAGAUUUAUUACGACGCUCCAACGGCAGAGCCUGUUUAGCCUACGACGAACUCGAAGUAAGUCUUAUCGAGAUUGAAAGUGUAGUUAACGCGCGUCCUCUCAAUUAUAUCAGUGACGGAGCAGAUGAGCCACUCCCUAUCACUCCCAACCAAUUUCUUAACAAUCGACGAUCGACUUGUGCCACCCCGGAGCCAGCCGUCAACUUGCUGGCUCCCACUUCCACUAGUGCCACUCUCAUCGCGAUGGACCAAGAGAGAAGGGAAUAUGUGAGCAACAUCUGCGCCCGAUUCAUCGAUGAUUAUGUCAUGCAACUGGACAACUUCCACUCAAAGGGGAAAUCCAACCGAAAAAUUCGCCUUGGUGAAGUUGUGCUUAUUCACGACGAGCACACCAAACGCCUGAUGUGGUCGACCGGAUUAGUCACCGAACUUAGACCGAGUCGUGAUGGACUUGUUCGAUCGGUCGUUCUCCGGACCGCUAACGGUAAUCAUAUUAAUCGUGCCAUUCAAUGCUUAUAUCCCUUAGAAGUAUUCCAAGAACCCGAAGACGUAAUCACCCAAGAUGAAACAGGACCAAAGCCAGUUGAAGAUCUGGCUCCCCUUGAUCCAGCGCCAAACGAUCCAGAUCCAGCAAUCGGAGAAGUCGAGCCGGACGAUACGGGCUCUGGUGGGGAGUAUGUUGGGAAUAUACCGACACCCCAACAGCCUAUUUACAGAUCUGGCCGUCAGAGUCGCCUACCUCGUCAUCUUCAUGAUUAUUGCCUUCGGGGCCCCCGUUAG
Daphnia pulex (common water flea) is the source of this 795-nucleotide messenger RNA. RefSeq lists its product as uncharacterized. NCBI's taxonomy places the organism in Eukaryota, Metazoa, Arthropoda, Branchiopoda, Diplostraca, Daphniidae. The coding region runs from base 1 to 795 and encodes 264 amino acids. The transcript has a single exon. The record is from RefSeq and is a predicted model, not a curated record.